Messenger RNA from Scomber japonicus (chub mackerel), 1816 nucleotides. It is a transcript of the gene ftr67, whose product is annotated as finTRIM family, member 67. The record is from RefSeq and is a predicted model, not a curated record. Gene Ontology annotation, molecular function: zinc ion binding. The transcript has 7 exons. Bases 20 to 1378 code for a protein of 452 amino acids. Lineage: Eukaryota; Metazoa; Chordata; Actinopteri; Scombriformes; Scombridae.
UCUCACUGUUUAUCUGACGAUGGCUCAGGCCGGUGUGGUGCUGGACAAGGACCAGUUCAACUGCUCGGUAUGUCUGGACGUGUUGCGGGACCCGGUGACCAUCCCGUGCGGACACAGCUACUGCUCGGAUUGCAUCGAGAACUACUGGGACCAGGACGACUACCUGGGGGUCUUCGUGUGUCCGCAGUGCAGGCAGAGCUUCAACCCGAGGCCCUCACUCGCCAGAAACACCAUGUUGGCCGACGUAGUGGAGAGAUUUAAAAAGACUGGACUGCAGGAGGCCACGCAAACACCCGCAAACCAAAGUUUUGCCGAGGCGGACGACGUGGAGUGUGAUGUUUGCACUGGGAGGAAAAACAAAGCUGUCAACUCGUGUCUGGUGUGUCUGGCGUCCUACUGCGACGUCCACGUCCAGCCUCACUACGAGUCCGCUGUUUUCAAGAAGCACAAGCUGGUUUCAGCCACCAAAAAGCUCCAGGAGACGAUCUGUCCUCAGCACGGGAAGUUGCUGGAGGUUUACUGUCACACGGACAAGCAGUGCAUCUGUUACCUGUGUCUGACAGACCAGCACAAAGGACACGACACGGUGCUGGCUGAGGCUGAGAUACAACAAAAACAGAGGCAGCUCGGCGACAUGAAGCAAAGCUCUCAGCUGAGAAUCCAGCAAAGAGAGAAGGAUGCCCAGGAUUUGAGACAUGCCAUCUUUUCUCUCACUCGCUCUGCUCGGGCAACAUCUGAAGAGAGCGAUGCCGUCUUCACUGAACUGAUUCGCUCCAUUGAGCUGAAGCGGUUCGAGGUGAGAGAGCUGAUCAGAGCCCAGGAAAAGACGGUCGUCAGUCAGGCCGAGCAGCUGCUGGAGAAGAUACAGAAGGAGAUCGCUGAGCAGAAAAAGAAUGAGGCUGAACUCGACAAACUGUCUCGCACUGAAGACCACAUCCAUUUCCUUGAUAGCUGUCAUUCGCUCCAACCUCCACCAGUGCUGUCAACUUUGCCUUCAAUCACCAUGGACCCCAACCUCACCUUUGGCCCUGUGAUGACAGCUGUGUCAGAUUUUAAAGGACUGUUGCAGGAGGUCUGCCAGGGAGGAUUUGUCAGCAUCUACGAAAAAGUGAGAGAUGUAGUCAUUGUUGGGGCUCCACAUCCCGGUGUUCAGUUAGAUAAUACACAGCCUGCUGAUACUGCGUCAACUUCACAAAUGGAAGCAACACUAGUUGUCCCUCCACCUGGACUGGACCACAGUCCUGUGAGCCCUCUCAACCCUUUCCUCAAUCCAGGACCUGUUUUACCCACGUUUGCCUUCUCACCAUUUGGUUCUAAACUCUCGUCAGGAACCAGGCAGAGGCACCUUCAGCGGCGAGCUCACCCCAGGAGGAAAUAGACUUCUAGUGGACAUCGAGAUCAACAUUUCACAUGCACAAACAUAAGCUGAACGUUAUCAUUCUGAAGUGCUUUCACAGAUGUGCACUGACACUAGUGAAUUUGUACAUUUAAUAUUUCAUCUUUUAGUAUUAGUUUUUUACCAACCAGCUGUACGUAUGUGCAAAAAGAGGACGAAAGAGAGCAUCACGCACUCUUAUAGUGCCACACUGACAAUGUACUUACUUGAUUAAGUAUUAACUAGCAUAAAGCAGGACUCAACGAUAACUCACUUCAGUAUUGACAAUGGAACUGCCUUGAAACACACAAUGGUUUUAGUUUUUAUGACGAUAUGCUUUUAUAAUUAUUUUCCUUUUUUUUUAAAAGGCGGAACUCUGCAAACUAUCAUUUCUGUACAAAAACAUGUAAUAUAUUGUGAUUUGUGACGUGCUGACAUUAA